Didymodactylos carnosus is the source of this 600-nucleotide messenger RNA. Lineage: Eukaryota; Metazoa; Rotifera; Eurotatoria; Philodinida; Philodinidae. The record is from the annotation of a GenBank genome assembly.
AUGAAAUUAUGUUUAGUAUCGACUCUGUUGAUAGUAGCAAUUGCUUGCUACGCGUCAGCUCGAUCACAACGAUAUGCUCACAGAUGGCAAAGAAGCCCCGGUGGUCAUGGCUCAGGAGCACAUAAUGGAGGCAGAUGGCAAAAAAUGUUGGACAAUCUCGAAUCCUGCCUUGCAAACAGCACAACAACAGGUAAUACGUUAUACAAUGCAAUUCAACAAUCUCUCACUGACGCGGCAAACAACGGCUCUUAUGCAUCCGUUUUUGCAUCUUGGUCAAACACAUUAGCAUAUCUUCGAAAUUCAGCCAAUGAACAAGCCUUCUUGAAUAAUAUAACCGCCUUUUUUCAGAAUUUAAAACCAGUAGUUGAUCAAGAUCGGCAAAUGAUCGAAGCACAAAACCUAACACGUGAAGCGCGGGUUGCUCUAUGGAAGCUUACUGGACAGUUAAAACAAGGAAUUAAACAAAUUUUUAAAGACAACUGUGCUGCCUGGUUCACAAGGAAUACGAAUGGCAGUAGCGAAGACGCAGAUGAAAAUAAUAAUCAGCAUUGGGGAUCACAAGGUGGAAAUCGUCCAAGACCAGGUGGACGAAGACCAUAA